CAUGUUUCCCUAAGGUGAAAGGUUAUUCCACGGCGUGAUGUGAAAGAUGGCGGGAUCUGGUAUGUCUGGAGUGGUAAUGUCUGCACAAACUGUGCCCAUGGACACGUCUCAGCCUGGUCCUGUGGCCCAGCUAGAGAACCAAGUCACCAAGAUUCUGGAGGAUGCCUUGGUCACAGAUGCCAUUGAAGAAGUCUUUGCAGGGUUCAUUGUCCACUCACUGGUGUGUGAGUGCCUUCUACUGAGUGAUGAACUUCACUAUCUAUCUGCGGACAAGUGGAACCAGUCCUUCUCACUUCUACACAGAGUCAUAGACAGGGUAGACUACAAGGGAUGUAGAGACCUGUUCAAGAUUGCCCUGGAGAAGGUACAGAUUAUUCCAACCACAGUCACGGCGUCAUCACUACGGCAACUGGAGAUGGUCACCAAGCUGAUGAUGUCACUGCUAAACAGAGACAACUGCCUCAUGCCUGCUUAUUUUGCUGUCAACGAGAUCAGGAAGCUGUACUCAGAGGACAAGUCCCUGCCACAUUGGUCCUUAGGCAACUUGCUGUCAGAGUUUGUGGACACCUUUAGAACGACUGCUCAUAUGGUGUCCAUUUCAGGCCGUCCCCAGCUGCUCCCGGUGGUAGGACAUUCAGGAGCCACAGGAAAUGCCUGGAAACUGGACCCUGCCACACUCAGGUUCCCUCUCAAGGGACUCCUACCAUAUGAUAAGGAGCUUUUUGAACCUCAGACAGGCCUGCUGAGGUAUGUGUUAGAACAGCCAUACUCCAGAGACAUGGUGUGCAACAUGCUGGGCCUCAACAAACAGCACAAGCAGAGAUGCGAGGUGUUGGAGGAACAGCUUGUGGACCUGAUUGUCAUCGCUAUGGAGAGAUCUGAACAUGCAGACACAGCAGUAGACGAUGGAGGGGCCAGUCAGUUGCUAUGGCAACAUCUGUCCAGUCAGCUCAUCUUCUUCGUGCUCUUCCAGUUUGCAAGCUUUCCCCACAUGGUGCUGUCCCUUCAUGAAAAGUUGGUAGGACGGAGUCUGCGGAAGGGCAGAGACCAUCUCAUGUGGGUCUUACUCCAGUUUAUAUCAGGGAGUAUACAGAAGAACCCGCUGAGUGACUUCCUCCCAGUGAUGAAGCUGUACGACUUGCUGUACCCUGAGAAGGAAAGCAUUCAGGUUCCUGACAUCAAUAAACCCCAGUCCACACAUGCCUUCGCCAUGACCUGCAUCUGGAUUCAUCUGAACAAGAAGGCACAGAACGAGGACUCCAAACUACAGAGGCCGAUCCCACAGGCUCUCAAGUCUCAACUGGAGUUUCUACAACAGAGUUUGAGAGGAGGGGCCAAGAAUCUCCCCAUGUCAGACUACAGAAUAGCAGUCCUGUGCAAUGCUUAUAGCACCAAUACUGAGUUUUUUGCGCUCCCCAUGGGGGUUUUGGUGGAGACUAUAUACGGCUCCGGGAAGACAACCACCCCCCUGCCAGGCCCCGGGAGUGUUGUCGCCUCAGGACCAACGGCACCAUUACCCAUGAACCUCCUGGAUUCACUGACAGUCCAUGCCAAGAUGAGCUUGAUCCACAGUAUUGUGACCCGUGUGAUCAAACUGGCCCAGACCAAGUCCAACCUGGCCCUGGCCCCAGCCCUGGUGGAGACCUACAGCCGACUGCUGGUCUACAUGGAGAUAGAGUCACUGGGCAUCAAAGGCUUCAUCAGUCAGUUGUUACCCAACGUGUUCAAGAGCCAUGCGUGGGGUAUCCUGCACACCCUACUGGAGAUGUUCAGCUACAGACUGCACCACAUCCAGCCACACUACAGGGUACAGCUGCUGUCCCACCUGCACUCCCUGGCUGCUGUCCCACAGACCAACCAGAACCAGCUACAUCUCUGUGUGGAGAGCACUGCCCUGAGGCUCAUCACUGGUCUGGGGAGUGCAGAAGUCCAGCCACAGCUGUCCAGGUUCCUCAACGACCCCAAACAGAUCCUCUCUGUUGAAUCUGAGGAGCUAAAUCGAGCACUGGUGUUAACCCUAGCAAGAGCCAUGCAUGUUACAGGUUCGGAGACUCUGUCGGGUAACUGGUGUAAGGACAUCCUCACCACCCUGAUGUCCAACACCCCCCACAACUGGGCCACCCACACCCUGUCCUGCUUCCCGCCCGCUCUACAGCAGUUCUUCAAACAGAAUCCAGUCCAGGUGGAGAACAGGCUGAACCUGAAGAAGAAUGUUGAAGACGAGUUCCGCAAGUGGAAGUCGAUGACAAACGAGAAUGAGACGGUCCAACACUUCACCAUCCAGGGUGCCCCGCCCCUGUUCCUGUGCCUCCUGUGGAAGAUGCUGCUGGAGUCUGACAGGAUCAGUCCUGUGGCUGUCAGAAUCAUGGAGAGGAUUGGAGCCCGCUCCCUGACAUCACACAUCAGAACCUUCGCAGAUUUCCUCGUGUACGAGUUCUCCACAUCUGUGGGUGGCCAGCACGUCAACAGGUGCAUUGAGAUCCUGAAUGACAUGAUCUGGAAAUACAACAUCGUUACCUUGGACAGGCUCAUCCUAGCCCUGGCAUUCCCUUCAUUUCAGGCCAUGCGAAGUCACGAGGGCAACGAGGCCCAAGUCUGUUUCUUCAUCAUCCAGCUGCUGCUGCUCAAGCCCUCCGAGUUCCGCAACAGGGUCAACGACUUUGUCAAGGAGAAUUCCCCGGAGCACUGGCUGCAGACGGACUGGCACAGCAGACAUAUGAACUUUCACAGGAGACAUCCAGAGAAGUUUUAUUUCGAAGGCCUGCAGGAGCUGGCCUCGGGGUCCCAGACAUCAGCACAGCCAUACUUACCCAUCUAUUUUGGAAAUGUCUGCUUAAGAUUCCUUCCAGUGUUUGAUAUCGUGAUCCACCGUUUCCUGGAGCUGCCGCCCGUGUCCAAGUCCCUGGAGACCCUGCUGGACCACCUGGGGGGUCUGUACAAGUUCCACGACAGGCCCGUCACCUACCUGUACAACACUCUGCACUACUACGAGAAGCGUCUGCGGGACAGACCUGCGCUCAAGAGGAAACUAGUGGCUGCUGUUAUUGGGGCCCUAAAGGACAUCAGACAGCCCGGCUGGUGCCUGAGUGAAAGUUACCUGAAGUUUAUAACUCGUCCUGUGGAGGAGAUUUCCUGGGUGCCUGAUGACACCUACUAUUGCAAGCUGAUUGGCCGUCUAGUGGAUACCAUUUCUGGAAAGAACCCUCCCCCAUUUCCCAACUGUGACUGGCGGUUUAACGAGUUCCCGAACCCCGCGGCGCACGCCCUGCACGUGACGUGUGUGGAGCUCAUGGCCCUGCCUGUGGUGGGGAACAGUGUCGGCAGCUCACUUCUCAAUGUCGUGCUCAAGAGUCAACCCCUGGUUCCCAGAGAAAACAUCAUGUCAUGGAUGAAUGCCAUCGGCCUGGUCCUCACCUCACUUCCUGAGCCAUAUUGGAUGGUUCUCCAUGAGCGCAUCAUCACUACUGUCAAGUCAGACAUCCUGGUGUUACCUGAGAACCUGGGCACAGACCCCUUCACUGCCUUCGACUUCUGUGGCAGCCAAGGGUCGUACAACGAGGUCCAGUGCAGCUACGUGCUGGCCCUGACACACGCAGUGUGGCACCACUCCAGUAUAGGACAGCUCACGGUGCUGCCACAGUUCCUGAAGGAUCAGCUGAAGCCGUUGAUACAGACAGAAGAACAGUUCCUCUUCAUCUGUCACCUGGUGGGGCCCUUCCUGCAGAGGUUCCACCAGGAGCGCACCAGGUGUCUGCUGGAGAUCACAGUGGAGUUGUAUGAGAUGCUGCACAAUGUAGAUAAACACUGUGAGAAGUUACACUGCAUCCACACCAUAGCAGACUUCCUCUAUCAUGUGAAGUACAUGUUUACAGGAGAUGGGGUGAAGAACGAAGUGGAGAGAAUCAUUCGCACCUUCCGACCUGAGCUCCAGAAGGGUCUGCGCUACAUCACUCACAUCAGUAAACCUAACGAGGCCUCCACUUCAUCUGCCUCCUGAACCACUCCUGGAUGGUGAAAUAGACAUAUUUUUAAACUUCUUUUGUGUCCUGGACACAAGAACUUUAGACUCACAAGCCUUAAGGAUAUCCAAAAUCACAGCUUCCUAAAAUAUGAUGAGAUUGGCCUAGAGGCUGGUGCUUGACAUCACCAUCAUCCCAGGAUAUUAUGUGGAACGUAAAUUGUU
Messenger RNA from Branchiostoma floridae (Florida lancelet), 4183 nucleotides. RefSeq names its product mediator of RNA polymerase II transcription subunit 23-like. Lineage: Eukaryota; Metazoa; Chordata; Leptocardii; Amphioxiformes; Branchiostomatidae. Gene Ontology annotation, cellular component: mediator complex; transcription regulator complex. The record is from RefSeq and is a predicted model, not a curated record. Gene Ontology annotation, biological process: regulation of transcription by RNA polymerase II; positive regulation of gene expression.